GUCCACCAGGAAGUGGAGACACUCAGGUGGUGGGACGAGCUGUUGGCGCGGUGUACGGUAUGUUUUUUGUCAAGGUGUCGACAGUCGUACGUGACGGAAUAAAUGCUACGUGUUGAGUCGACAUGGUGCGAAUGAGAAACACGAAGAGCGUGAAUGGCACCGAGAUAGAAAAGAAAAUUAAAAGAGGUAAUGCUCUGCGGCAAGGAUCUGCAUGGAGAGGCUACAGAGGACCCGUGACCUUGCUGCUCGUUGCUGUGUGCGUGUGUGGGUCCGCCGUGUGGCAGUACGUGACCUCUCUGGACGGCGACAUCGCAGAAACACUGGUCAGCCAGGGUGAGCGGGUCUCUCCUCACCCCAGGGUCUUCACCGUACAGUGCUCCGAGGACUACGAGAACCACAAGCGCUAUCCUGGGUGCACCCCUCAGAAGUGUGGGCGAGCAGUCACAGACAGUGUGGUGACGAGGGAGGAAGCUCAGGUCCUCAGGAGGUUGGCUGAGAGGGGGAUAGCACUGGCUGGAUCUGAGGGAGGAGCUUCCAUACUGGACCUGCACUCUGGAGCGCUGUCGAUGGGAAAGCAGUUUGUCAACAUCUACAGGUAUUUUGGCGAUCAGAUCAAAGACGUGUUCACACAGGAGGAUUUUGAGCUUUACAGAGAUGUACGUGGGCGUAUUCAGGCAGCUAUUGCUGAGACCUUUGGGUUGGACUCGACACUACUUUACCUUACCAAGCCCACGUUCUUCUCCAGAAUCAACAGCACAGCCGCUAAGACCCAGCAUGAUGAGUACUGGCAUCCACACGUUGAUAAGGUGACUUAUGGCUCUUUUGACUACACCUCUCUCCUCUACCUGUCCGACUAUGGCUCUGACUUUACUGGAGGCAGAUUUGUCUUCAUGGACCAAAACGGCAACCGGACAGUGGAGCCGCGAGCAGGGCGCGUCUCCUUCUUCUCCUCCGGCUCGGAGAACCUCCACCGCGUGGAGAGGGUGACGUGGGGAACGCGCUACGCCAUCACGGUGUCCUUCACAUGCGACCCCGCACACGCCAUCUCUGACCCCACGCUGCUCUGAGGCACCCGUGGGUGACGCUGCUGCCCCCUGGACAGACCCGGAAACAAUGAGGAAGAAAGGGAAGAAAGCAGUCAGGUUUUAUAUGGAAGUCAUUCAUUUACUGUAGCAUGAUGUCGAGAUCGGUAAUUUGUUGAUUCACUUUCAGGUGUUGACUUAUUGCAUCGUGUGAUUGUUCAACAGACAAAAAGCUCUUGUCUGCAGAGGUGUUUUGUUCCUUGAUACUGACCCUUGUGUUUCAUUCAAUGUUCUUUCAAUCGCUUUCUAAACCUUCACUUCUAUUAGUCUUGUUCAGAUUUCCCGCAGGCCUGCACAAUUUGCUCCUUUUGAUAAUUAGGAGGACAGAUUGAGGCGAAAUUGCUUUCGGACUGCGAGUCAUUUCAAAGCGGCUAAAGUGGGAUUGUGUGUUUUCUCCAUGUCUCCGUGUGUUUUUUUCAUUUUAAGGGGAGCCGAUCAUUUCCUUGAGGAAGGGAUUGAAAUCUGGUGAACUACCUGCUCAGUGGGACUUUCAUCACCAAAUCCCCACUCGAAUUUGCCCCCAGGACACGUUUUCUUCUAAGAAGAAUCCUUGUCUCUGGAAACAGAGAGGGAUUUGCUCCUUUUGCUAUUUUACUGUACUUUAAUGUCUGUGGAGAGGAUUUGAAAUGGUAUUUUCUCUGCAAAAAGCUCCAGUGUUCAGAUUAUUAUUAAUCAAACUUUCAUUAUAAAGAUUUCACUUAUUAAACAAAUCUCUUUUCUAAUA
Molecule: messenger RNA, 1806 nt
Organism: Betta splendens (Siamese fighting fish)
Lineage: Eukaryota; Metazoa; Chordata; Actinopteri; Anabantiformes; Osphronemidae
Gene: ogfod3
Product: urotensin-2 receptor 2
Exons: 9
Coding region: 123-1067 (314 amino acids)
Cellular component (GO): membrane
Molecular function (GO): iron ion binding; L-ascorbic acid binding; oxidoreductase activity, acting on paired donors, with incorporation or reduction of molecular oxygen
Source: RefSeq, a predicted model, not a curated record